AACGAUUGUUGAUCAAGAAGUUGAAAAAUUGUUCCACCAGAAUUUUAAUUGUUUUAAUUGAUUUUUCUCUGAUUGUUUUUAUUUUAUUUUAUAUUAUAAAUUUUAAUUAACUAGUGAACAAGUGAUGGACAAUCAACUAAAUAGAACAUCUGAUAAAGAAAAUAAUGGGGAUAGUAAUACUGUUGCCGUGAAAGUAGAAGCCAAUACUAGUAACUCAUCUAAAGAGAAACAGAAUAAACCACUGAGACAAUGGGUGUUAGACGAUUUCCAAGUGGGUCGACCUUUGGGUAAGGGUAAAUUUGGAAGUGUUUACCUUGCAAGGGAAAAGAAGAGUGGAUAUGUAGUUGCUCUAAAAGUUCUAUUCAAGUCUCAAUUAAUGGCUAAUAAUGUUCAACACCAGUUACGUCGUGAGAUAGAAAUUCAAUCACAUCUUCGUCAUCCUAAUAUUCUUCGGCUUUUCGGUUAUUUCCACGAUAACACAAGAAUCUACUUAAUUUUAGAAUAUGCACCACAAGGUGAACUCUACAAGAAAUUACAGAAAUUGACAAAAUUCUCAAAUGAGCUCGCUGCUCAGUACAUCUACCAAAUGAUUGAUGCUCUCAAAUAUUGUCACUCGAAAAAAGUCAUCCAUCGAGAUAUCAAACCUGAGAAUAUUUUACUUGGUUAUUUUGGUGAGCUUAAAAUUGCCGAUUUUGGUUGGUCUGUCCAUGCACCUUCCUCACGACGAGCAACCAUGUGUGGUACUCUAGAUUAUUUACCUCCCGAAAUGGUGGCCCAUGAUUCUUACAGUGACAAAGUUGAUCAUUGGUGCCUUGGUGUUCUUACAUAUGAAUUUCUGGUCGGCAAACCUCCAUUCGAGAAUGAAGAUGUAUCCAAAACAUAUAAAAACAUUUUAGCCGUCGAAUACGAAUUUCCAUCUUAUGUCCACGAAUUGGCAAGAGAUUUUAUCUCAUCAUUUUUAAAGAAAAACCCAGAACACCGGAUGUCUCUGGAUGACGCUCAUCGCCAUCAAUGGAUAACAUCAUUCCGAGGAGAAUCUAAUAACAAACAUCUUGUAUAAUUUUUUAUUCUUUCAUUAAUUUCAGUGUUUUUUUCGUCCCUCAAACCCCGAUAAUGAACAUGACCUAUCCAAAUAUACACUCACACACACACACACAUAUACACAAACACCCAUCAAGUACCAUCGCUGACCAGCAUAAUUUUCAUUUUAUAAAAUUCUAAAAUCAAAUGGUCAUCUUUUCAUACUGAAAAAAACAAAACACUAAUUGUAACUAAACUGGAAACAUAUAAACAAUUUGGUUAAAUUGUUA
Messenger RNA from Panonychus citri (citrus red mite), 1310 nucleotides. Its product is annotated as aurora kinase C-like. Gene Ontology annotation, molecular function: protein kinase activity; ATP binding. Gene Ontology annotation, biological process: mitotic spindle organization; regulation of cytokinesis; protein phosphorylation. The record is from RefSeq and is a predicted model, not a curated record. The transcript is spliced from 4 exons. Lineage: Eukaryota; Metazoa; Arthropoda; Arachnida; Trombidiformes; Tetranychidae. The coding region runs from base 125 to 1060 and encodes 311 amino acids. Gene Ontology annotation, cellular component: chromosome passenger complex; spindle pole centrosome; spindle microtubule.